Dunckerocampus dactyliophorus (ringed pipefish) is the source of this 1287-nucleotide messenger RNA. It is a transcript of the gene mrpl48, whose product is annotated as mitochondrial ribosomal protein L48. The record is from RefSeq and is a predicted model, not a curated record. The transcript has 8 exons. The coding region runs from base 113 to 730 and encodes 205 amino acids. NCBI's taxonomy places the organism in Eukaryota, Metazoa, Chordata, Actinopteri, Syngnathiformes, Syngnathidae. Gene Ontology annotation, cellular component: mitochondrial ribosome.
UGCAAAGACGACGAACCAGCUUCCGGUUAUGACUUCCGGGUCUUCCAGUCGCAUGUCUGGUGUUAUUUGUGUCUACGAGCAUUAAUAAUUGUGCCCAAAUAGAAGCCGGGCAAUGAAUCCUGUUCUACGAAAGCAGGUGCUGACUCAAGGACUAUUGUUGUGCAGGGCUCGAUCAUGUACCCAGCAGCUUCCUGUUUGGGGUGGUGUUGCUCACACACAGGAAAGGCAAUACAAAGGUGCCCCGACGCAAGGCAUCGGCAGGUGGAAGCAUCUUUUGCCCAAAGAAGUGCCAAAGAAGAAACAUGACAAGCAUCAGAUGCAGAGCAUCAUGGACGCCACCAGCACGGCAUACGGGACCCUGAACGUUAACGUGUCAGGCUAUGACAUGACAAUGGUAGAACACUACGCUCAGUACAUUCACAACCUGUGCACGCGGCUUGGCGUUGGUGUGGCAGAGAGCUAUGCAUUGCCGACCCAAAGCACAGAGGUGAUGCUGAUGCCGGAGCAUGGCACCAAGAUGCUUGUGGACUCGAUUCUGAAGACCCACAAACGUGUUAUUCAGCUGAGCAGCCUGAAGGCAAGACUGUGUCCCAUUUUGAUGGACAUGCUCAUGAAAAACCAGCCGGAAGGGGUCCAGCUAUCAGUGAAGGAGCACACCCAGGCUGACUUCCUAGCCCGCUUCAAGUCUCGUCCUGAGCUGGAGGGUCUCUUAGCUCAGAUUAGCCAAUAGGCAGUUUGUUAAUAAGAUUUUUUUGUAGAAAAUAGAAGCAUGUAUGCUAUUUCCAGUUAAAAGAUUUGUUUAACAUUGUCUAAAUAGCUGGCAACACGAGUGAGUAGCAAGAUCAUUAGGCUAAGAUAGGAUAGGAUACAAGACUUUAUGUGUCAUAUCCCACAUUAGGAAAUUCCAUGGUUUCAGUGUAAAAUUUAUAGCACAUACAGCAGUGAUAUGCAGCAAGGGGAGGCAGGUGAGGCAGAGCAUACAGACAGAGAGAUGAACAUAAAACAAAUAUGAAAUAAAUUAUAUUAAGAAUGUAUUUUCUGUAUGAUGCCAAUCCUUUCAUUUUCUAAGAUGAGGCUGCCGCGAGCGUCUCUUCUUGGCUUAGUGCACAAACCCUGCUCAUCGUCUGAGCGCACUGACUUGGAUGUUUCUGUUUGUCAGCAUGUGGCCAAUAAUAUAAUUGUAGAAACAUUAUACGCCAUGACUUUCUGCCGCCUGUGUAAUGUCUUAACUAUAAGUGUGACAUUGUAAUUCUUGCUAAUCAGACAAUAAAAUACACAGAAAUUUCA